GUUUUAUCAGUUUUUGUUUUACAUCAUUAGGUUUUUGUCUUAGUCUAUUGUUAGGCCGUGUAUUAAAUGUUUUAGCGAUAUUUAAAUUCGUUAUUAUGUAUAUGAAAAGUUGAUUUACAAUGCGGAAUUAUACAAUAUAUUUAAGAUCCGGUCCACCUCCCGCUUUCAGGAUGAUGAACGCAUACAACAUGGACUCCACCGCGCCACCUAUCUUGUUCCACGCGGCGUGUCGCAGGAAGGAAAAAGAAUUCUGGGAAACGGUUAAAACGCACCUCACAUACAAAGGUUACUACGACAAGUUCCCGACGCCCCGGCUGUUGCGGGAGGCGAUGGACGAGUACCGCAGUAUACACCUGGAGCCGCCCCUUGACGCCACCGGCAAGCCCCUUCCCUACCCGGCAAUGACCUCCAAAGCGGACAUCAUCGACCGAGAGGCCAUCGAGACCAUUGACGCCCACGCGCUCGGGGCGCCCCGCGUGCUCGCGUACGAGGACAUGUACAAGCUGGUGAAGUACCUGACGGGCGAGUGUAACAACGACGUGGAGAGGCUGAGGGCCAUCUUCCGCUGGAUCGCCUCGCAGAACCUCAAACAGUGGCACGACGAGGUCUCCUUCAACAGGGAUUCUGCGGCUUACUAUCUGGCGCGUAUCCGGGCCAAGAAGGCGAACCACAAUCAGCUGCUGCAGAGGAUGUGCAGCCUCGCCAACAUCUACUGCGUGAAGAUCAGAGGCUACGUCAAGGGUGUGGACUAUGGUCUCGGACAGGAGCUCACCGAGUGCGACUCCACGUGGACGGCGGUGCUGGUGGACGGCGCCUGGCGGCUCCUCGACGUCUACUGGGCCACGUGCCACCGCGUGCACUCCGGGGACAGCUCAUGGGAGCUCAUCGACGACGGCCAGAGCGACGUCUCCUCCCUGGCGUCGAUGUCGUCCACUCCGCGGGGGCGGCUGAACAUCUCGAAGACUGAAUACGCGUAUAAUGAUUAUUAUUUCCUGACUGAUCCAGAGCAGUUCAUCUAUUCCCAUUUCCCAGUCGACGAAAAAUGGCAGCUCCUGGCAAGACCUAUCACCCUGGAGGAGGCGAAGAAAAUGGCACUCCUAAAGCGCAACUUUUUUAGCAUCGGCAUGGACAUCGUCUCCCACCCUCGCUACAUCAUCGAGUGCGACGCGGGCGAGGAGCAGGUGACCUUCUCAACGCCACAGGACGUCAAGGUCAACUACAAGUACGAACUGUACGUGGAGUCGGACAGCGACAGCGCCGAGGAGCUGCACAAUAUGAGCCUGGAUCGGUACGUCUUCUUGGAGAAGGUCACCAAGGAGAAUCUCUUGAACGUCAAGAUGAGGUUCCCGGCGGCUGGGAAGUUUAAGCUUAAAAUUCUGGCCAAAGAACAAGAAGAGCGGUCCUUCUACUAUACGGUGACCUACAUCAUUGAUGUCCUGGCUCCAAUGGAGAACUGCAGACCACUGCCGAAGAACGAGCGAGGCGAAUGGGGCCCAGGUUUGGACACCCAGGAGUUAGGAUUGGAACCGAUCACCCAUGAUACAGGAGAAGUGCCAGCGGAAGACGGUAAGGCCGAAGUUCGCUUUGGUUUGACAAAGCCUGUCGAAUUCAAACACAAACUCGUCACCGGCGAUGACAAAGAACUGCCACAUAGUGUACUCCAGAGAGUUGAAAACCAAGAGGCCAUUUUCAAUAUCCGCGUUCCAGAGGAGGGUGAAUAUGCCUUUAACCUUUAUGCCAAAGAGGAAGGUCAAUCGGGAGAAUUUCCAAACGUGUGUAGCUACCUACUGAAGUGUGAAGAAGAACCCGAAGACAAAGCUUCAUUCCCUGAUGUUGGAGGCGACAAACUAGGGCCCACUGACGCAUUCAGGCAGUUCGGAAUGCAGAACAUAUCCAUAAUGCCCGCGCUCAUGCUCGCUCCAAUCACCGGCGAGGUCACGCUGCAAUUUAAACUCUCGCGCCCGGCCGUGUUUAUCCCAGAACUUCUCUUACAUAAUAACGACGGAAACAAAACGGACUUCUCCGAGUACACGAUGUGGGACAUUGUAAACGGCGUCGCCACUUUCUACAUCACCAUUCCCCGAGUGGGGAUGUACAGCCUCGCUAUUCGAGCAAAGCCAACCGUUCAAUCAGAAAACUUCACACCGAUCUUCCACUCCAUCAUCGACGCCAUCAUCCCGAAGAAGCAGUGCCUCCCGUGUCCCCAGCAGUCCAUCGACUGGCCGUCCGACUGUCACGUGGUCAAACCCUUGACGGGAGUCCUUGCCGCUCGCGAACUCAUCCACUUUGAGAUUGAGUUCCCACGGGCAUAUGAAUUAGUUGCUACCAGCGGUAACGGCUCGAAGCUCCUCAAGAAGAACGCCCAGGGUAUCUGGGAAGGGGAGGUGUUGUCUGGCAACGAGGACUCAGUGGUAACCAUCUCCGUCCGGCAUAGUGACGUCGAUGACUCCCAUUACAUCUUGACAUACAAGGUGAUUGAAAGGGACGAAAUCGUGGGAGAACGCUUACGUCAGCUGGACCGCUACAAGGACGCCGUGAGGAGGGCGGAGGCCUUUAGAGACGCCGGGAAACUGCCGAAGAAUUUUGACUGGUCCAAGUUGGAGGACAUCGACGAAGAAGAUCUCGAAGAACUGGAGAAUACAAAAAGCACACAGACCGUUUUGACGUUGUUGUCUGCUGACCUACAGCUCACGAGCCAGUACCUUUACUACGGAGAGUAAAACUUGGUGCCGUGAUCAGUACGUUAUCACGGAGAGUAAAUCUUGGUGCCGUGACCAGUACCUUUAUAACGGAGAGUAACGCUUGGUGCCGUUACAUUCCCUGAUUCCAGUACAUUGAUGUCAAGGCCAAGAUUGUAUUUUUAGGAGUUAACAUUUGUUCGGUCGUGACUUGUUUUCGUGAAAGCUUUGUUCUUAUUAAUGCUUGUUCAAAAAGUAUGUAGCAAAUAGAAAAGAAAAUAGAAAUAAUAAAAUUGGACUUAAGUAAAGUAAUAACCACGAAUUAGACUAGACAAAAUGCUGUAACAUUUAAAUUUAGAAUUAACAGAGGAGAUAUUACAAUACCAAAAGAAAGGCUGCGUACCAUUUUAUUAUUAUUGGUUAUAAUAAAUUAUUAUUAUGAAAAAGCAUACUUGCCAUUAUUAAUGCUGUCGUAUAUUAUGAAAUCGAUUCGACGCAUUAAUUAUAAUUAAACUGCCAUUUUCCACUGACGCAAAUGCCCCCCUGUUCAUGCUAUGGAAAAGAUAAUUAACGUGUGGCUAAUUAGCUAAUGUUCUACGCAUAUCAUUUUGGAUAUUUGCAAGUUUUAUAGUUGUUUGCUGUGUUGCAACUCAGUCUGUUUCAUGUUGUGAUUUAAUGUCUCGUGUGUUUUUUUUACUUUUUGUACGCACGUUAUUUGUUUCCAUUAUCAAAAAUGUAUUGUAAUUUAAAGGUGUUUGUAGAAACGUUGAAACGUUUGGUAAUGUUUAGAUAUACUCGCUGUGAUUGAAGCAAUUCUGUGAUAUUAUUUAACUGUUUAUGAUAUUGUUUGUUUAUUGUAUUUUUUGGGACAAAAAUAAAUAUGUAAAUGCAAA
Dreissena polymorpha is the source of this 3571-nucleotide messenger RNA. Its product is annotated as kyphoscoliosis peptidase-like. The transcript has 9 exons. Lineage: Eukaryota; Metazoa; Mollusca; Bivalvia; Myida; Dreissenidae. The record is from RefSeq and is a predicted model, not a curated record. The coding region runs from base 120 to 2720 and encodes 866 amino acids.